AAUUUGGUAAAGAAAUUGACUUGAAAGAAAGCUCAUCAUAAUACCAAAAGAGGAGCUUCUUAGCUUCCUCCUCCUCCUCCACGAUCCUUCCUCCGAUUGCCUAAUCUCUCAGUUUCGUAUCAAAAACUCUCUUUUGAUUUCUUUUGAUCUCUUUCUCUUACAAAGUCUCCAACUUUUUUUUUUCUUUUUAACAAACUUUCCGAGAUCUCGGCGGAGGAGGAGUAGUGAAGAAACCGCCGCCAUGGUUUCGCACUCAAGCUGUAGAAUUAUGCUUAUGGGUCUGAUUAUUAUGGCGAUUUCGAGCUGGGUCUCGGAUAAAGUCCAAGCCUUUGGCGAAUUCGGGUUCGAAUUUCACCACCGUUUCUCGGAUCGGGUCGUUGGGGCUUUGCCCGGAGAUGGGUUGCUGCCUACUCGAGGCUCGUCUCAGUAUUACAGAGUGAUGGCUCAUCGAGAUAGAGUGAUCAGAGGGCGUAGGCUCGCCACCGAGGAUCAGUCCCUCGUCAGUUUCGCUGACGGCAAUGAAACUGUUCGUGUGGACGCCCUUGGAUUUUUGCAUUACGCGAAUGUGACGGUCGGGACGCCGUCUGAUUGGUUUCUGGUUGCUUUAGACACUGGAAGUGACUUGUUUUGGUUGCCCUGUGACUGUACCAAUUGUGUCCGUCAACUCAAAGCGCCUGGUGGCUCGAGCUUGGAGCUCAAUAUUUAUAGCCCUAAUGCAUCUUCAACAAGUUCCAAAGUUCCUUGUAAUAGCUCUCUAUGCACAAGAGGUGAUCGAUGCGCUUCCCCAAAUAGUAACUGCCCAUACCAGAUACGGUAUCUUUCAAACGGCACCUCUUCUACUGGAGUCUUGGUUGAAGAUGUGAUUCACUUAGUUUCUAAUGAGAAAAACUCCAAAGCUAUUCCCGCUCGCGUUACCUUGGGAUGUGGUCAAGUUCAGACCGGUGUGUUCCAUGAUGGUGCAGCUCCAAACGGUCUUUUCGGGCUUGGCUUAGAAGACAUAUCGGUUCCAAGCGUAUUAGCAAAGGAACGUAUCGCAGCUAACUCGUUCUCAAUGUGUUUUGGAAACGAUGGAGCUGGUAGGAUCAGUUUUGGGGAUAGAGGUAGCGUUGACCAACGAGAAACACCAUUGAACAUAAGACAACCACAUCCUACUUACAACAUCACCGUCACUCAAAUAAGCGUCGGAGGAAACACCGGCGAUCUUGAAUUUGAUGCUGUUUUCGACUCAGGAACCUCCUUCACUUAUCUGACUUCUGAAGCUUACACGCUUAUUUCAGAAAGUUUUAACUCUCUAGCUUUGGACAAACGUUAUCAGACUGACUCCGAGUUGCCUUUUGAGUACUGUUAUGCAUUAAGUCCAGACAAAGACAGCUUCCAGUAUCCAGCUGUGAAUCUGACAAUGAAAGGCGGGGGCUCAUAUCCUGUUUAUCACCCUUUAGUAGUGAUCCCCAUGAAGGACACAGAUGUCUACUGUUUAGGCGUCAUGAAGAUCGAAGACAUUAGCAUCAUCGGACAGAACUUCAUGACUGGCUAUCGUGUAGUCUUUGAUCGUGAGAAACUGAUUCUUGGCUGGAAAGAAUCUGAUUGUUACACCAGUGAGACCUCGGCUAGGGCGCUUCCAUCGAACCGUUCAUCUUCAUUGGCUAGACCGCCAGCUUCUUCGUUUGAGCCAGAGGCCACCAACAUACCAUCUCAAAGACCAAGCACGUCGUCUUCCUCUUAUUAUUCUCUCUCGCUCUCUAUUUCAUUCUUCUACUUCUCAGUUUUGGUCUUCCUUUGAUUAUACAAUAUUAUACAUAUAUAUAUAUAUAUAUAUAUAUAUAUACGUAGCCAUCUGGUGCUACACACGAAUUUAUAUUCUUUAGAAGAUUAAAUCACCAGCAAAUAUUGCACUACAGUUGUACUUUUUGUUCCGUGUUAUAUAUGAUAAUUUAUUUAUUUACU
Raphanus sativus (radish) is the source of this 1944-nucleotide messenger RNA. RefSeq names its product aspartyl protease family protein 1. The record is from RefSeq and is a predicted model, not a curated record. NCBI's taxonomy places the organism in Eukaryota, Viridiplantae, Streptophyta, Magnoliopsida, Brassicales, Brassicaceae. The transcript is spliced from 10 exons. Gene Ontology annotation, biological process: proteolysis. Gene Ontology annotation, molecular function: aspartic-type endopeptidase activity. Bases 242 to 1780 code for a protein of 512 amino acids.